Messenger RNA from Fusarium musae, 909 nucleotides. RefSeq lists its product as uncharacterized. The record is from RefSeq and is a predicted model, not a curated record. Lineage: Eukaryota; Fungi; Ascomycota; Sordariomycetes; Hypocreales; Nectriaceae. The transcript is spliced from 2 exons. The coding region runs from base 1 to 909 and encodes 302 amino acids.
AUGGCGCAUGCAGAUGUCCAGGAAUACCAGGGCAUCAUUGAGACAUGGAUCGCAAGCUUUCCACCCCCCUUCAACGUCCAACAUCCGGACACAUCUUCGGAUGGUUUAUAUCCCUGGGUGCCUAUCCGUGGUUUCCUUACAAGACCCUUUGCUAUACGAUCCUUAGAGGCAGAGCUGCAAAUACGCAGCGAUGGCAUCAACUAUUGUCUAGAACUGAUGGCAUCUUUGCGUAGAUUCUUCAAAUAUGUCUACCCCCGAGAUGCGAAGUUCCAUUUUGUUCUCUUUUGUAUUUUCGACAUCUCGACAGUCUUGUGCUCAGCAGUUCUUCAUGAUGAGCAUCAUACACUUCCUCGACGAGACGAUGUUUACAAAGCCAUAGAUGGGGCGCAUGCUAUGUUGCAGGAUCUUAGAAUGGUGACUAAAUCAGCCAAGGCAUCAUACGGUAUCCUCACUCGAAUCGUUCAGCGUCUCCCACGGGUAACAGCAACAACGCAUAGCAUGGCUAGCAGAAGCCCAGUACCCUCGAGACCCCAAGCGCUCCCAGAAGCCGCUGCAUCGCCACAAACACUAUCGCCAGGCAGCGCAUCAAACUCCCAAAAUUCUCCUCCAGCGGCAGCUUUCUCUCCUUCUCCUGCCAUUAUUCCUACGCCAGGGGCCGUGUCUCCAAUAUAUACCUUGGGAGGUGUUCCUGUCGUGGGUGAUGAUUUUGUGCCUCCCAUUGCAUACGCUGCUAGUGCACCAUGUUCUGACUGGCAGUCACAAUUGUACAUGCAAAAUCCAACAGGUUUCAUGCCCACUGGUGUGCCCGCUGAGGGUCCUGUGUUCGCAAACAUCUCAGACGAGGAGCUGGGAGAAUUGGCCAAUUUAUGGAAUUACCAGUCUCUUGACUUCAGUUUCAUGAGCACAUAG